AAACUUUCAAAAUGGCGACAAAGUCACAAAAAGACUGGGUUUCUCCUCACAAGGUAUCUCUUUUGAUUUUCAUCAAGCUUAUGGGCUCCACCGAUGAGGAAGACGAAGAAGAUUUAGAAUGUAUGAAAAGAUGCAGAUAUAAACUAUCCUUGCUUUUAUUGGAAUUGUUUGAGGUAUAGUACACGUAUAUGCAUGUAAUUCAUCUACCUUUGUAACUUUGUUAUGAGAGGUUGCUUGAUCUAACUAUCGCAGUGGUAAGUGUUAAUACUGUGCAACAAUUAUUUUUCGCUUUCAGACUCCAGAUUUGGAAUUAAACGAGUUGUGCAAGCGGCUUACUGCGGUGGAUGUUGGCCUUAAGGAUCUGCUUCUGAAAAGGUCAGACGACUUAAUUAAUUUAAUACAGUAAAUGGUUUGAACCCGGGGGUAACAUGUAAUAGUGUAGUUUGAUCGUCCGGGUGAGUGUAGUCCUGGGAAGAACUGUUGUCGGUAGUGGUGACUGACGUUUCGACAACCUGAGCGGAAGUCAUCAUCAGAGUCAAGUGAAAGGUUGUUGUCAGUCGAAUGAGUCAGUCGAACAUUAGUUCGAACAUUAGUUAUUUUUUAAUAAAGCUUCAUGCAGACGUGAGCUUGCGUUUUAUAGAUUCGUUUUUAAGGUGAGAUACUUGGCCUUAUUUUAUUCCUUAAGACUGUUUUUAGCUUGUAGAGCAUAAAUAUGUUGCAUUCACUUUCUAUGGCCCAAACGUAAGUAUGCAGAUUCUCCAUACUGUUCUCCAUACAUUUGUUAACCCUUUAACUCCCAAGAUCUGAUUGUCAAUUCUCCCCUCUAGCUGCUACACAUUUCCCUGUAACUUAGUUAUGAGAAUUUUGCGUUUGAUCAAGACAACAACCUGCACCUGAUAAGUUUGACAAUUCUCACUAUCUCUUUGCUGGAUAAGGUAUGGAUAUUAUAGGGAGAAGUUACAUGUCAAUCACUCCUGAGAGCUAAAAGGUUAAGGUGCUGACAUGGAGAAUAUGUUUAACAAUCAGAGAUUCUACCGUUUGGGAUCAUUUCCUUUAAUCUUGUUUCACCCUGGUAACAGAGGAAUCAAGGUAAAAGCAGGUUACAAUCAGAGGCUAUGCAGAGGGUCUUUUGUUCCUCCCACCCUUCCUUUACAAACAGAUAAUUGAAAAGGAUUUUUAUCAACUGAGUUGAUGAUAUAAGUUUCACUUGUUUCACCCUGGUAACAGAGGAAAAGAAGCUGUCUGUCAAAAGCAGACAUUUCAAGAGUUUGCCCUUUAGAUACAUAUAAACAUACAUACAGCCCACAAGUCCUCCAUUUUCUUUGAGGAAGGGCUAAUGCUGAAAAAAAAAUCAGCUUUGAAACUUGUUAUAGUGACCACUUUACAUAAUUAUUUAUCAACUGAGGUGAUAAAGCCUUGCUAUACUCCUCCAGCUUUGCAGCACCACCCACAGUUUAUUUAGAAACUUACCCUCUACCCUCUUUAUUCAUGGCUCCUAUACACAGCCCUUUCUGAGUUGUAGUUAAGUGUUUUCAUCAUUUUCUUAAGUUCUCCCAGUUGUUUACAAGUGUAUGAACAAGGAACUGGUUUUAUUUCGUACUUUUCAGUCUAUAUUGAAAGUGACUUUAUCAUGACUUAACCCCUUAACUCCCAAGAUCUCAUUAGUCUGUCAUACAAUUCAUAUGAUGCUAGUUUGGAGAAUUUGGAAUUGGAUCAACCAAUAAUACCCUAAUUGAUAUUUUUCUUUAUUCUCAUUACUUGUCUACUCGAUAUUGUACUGACAGUGUGGGGAGAAAUUCUGUUUCAGUCAUUGGUGGGACUUAAAGAGUAAAAAUUUUUAUACUAUACUACAAUUUUAUUCACUAUGAUGACUUAACCUUUUUAACAAUAUUCCAACUCUGCUUUAUACCAUGUAGCUUACAAAACUGUGUGAAGACUGGAGUGUCUGGCCUUUCAGAAUUCUUUCAGUCACUGGAGGACCUGUUAACUGGACAAGAGCCUGCUUUGCAUAAGAAGAGCCUGUUUGGUAUGUGUUGUGCUUAAAAAUUGAAAUUGGUACAUUUGAUGUCAAUGAUAGAAUUUUGAGAGUCAAGAUCUAUCACAGGCUAUAGUGAGAAAUGUAACUGGUACAGAGAAAAAAAAAUGUGAUCUUAUUAAAUUUAAGAAUCACUGUAUUUCUUUAAAUUUAUUCCCUAUUUUAUUCAUCCAAGAUAAUUUCAGUUUAUGAUAACUAUUUGACUUUGACCUGAAGGUCUUUUCACAAGACGAAUGACUUUAUCAUUUAACAAGAUGACAUUUGGUCAAGUGAGUCAUUUUGUGGAUCAGAUGAAAGUUUAUAUGGGGAUGGAAACAUUUAAACAUAAUGCAGACAAGGAGGCAUUGGAUACCAGUUUAGAUGUUAGCAUGCAGAGUACAGAAACUGAAGAUGAAGGAAAAGUUAUCAGCAUGUCUAGGUUAGCUAACUGGUUUUGGUGUUUCGGAUCAUGUGUACUGUAGGUGGCCUUGGUCGACAUGUCAGCUGAUACAUCGGUGGAUAUAUCGGUCGACUGUCAAGGUACUUGUCGACUGACUAUCGGUCGACAGUCAACCGACUAUUGGUUGAUAGUCAACCGAUAUUUGACCCAUACUUGACCGAUACUUCACUGGCAGUUAAUCACUACAUACUGGCCAAUGCAUCGGCCGUCAGUCGGUUGAUAUAUCGGUCGACUAUCGGUCGACUAUCGGUCGACUAUGGGUCGACUAUCGGUCGACUAUCGGUCGACUAUCGGUCGACUAUCGGUCGACUAUCGGUCGACUAUCGGUCGACUAUCGGUCGACUAUCGGUCGACUAUCGGUCGACUAUCGGUCGACUAUCGGUCGACUAUCGGUCGACUAUCGGUCGACUAUCGGUCGACUAUCGGUCGACUAUCGGUCGACUAUCGGUCGACUAUUGACCGACUAUCUACUGAUUAUCAGUCGAUAGUCAACCGAUACAUUGAGGAUACUGAGCUGUUUUAAGAUUGCAACUGAUGCAGUGCAGAAAAGUUUUUAGAAGUUACUGUAAUAAUUUUGCCAUUUUCAAAACAUUUCUAGCAUUUUAGAUUCUAGUUUCUGAUAUACAUCUUGUAUAAUCUAGGAGUUGUAUUUACCUGCACAAGAAAUGGGAAUGACACACUACAAGAGCAUAUUACACAUUUAUAUUUUAUUUACUGGUUCAGUUUGUGUCAGUGAUGAAAUGAUAGAGUAGUCCCUAAGUCAGAAUAGACAUGUCUAAAACUUCUUAUCUUUAGCCAUGCUUAUUAGACUAGUAUACUAUUUACUUAAUGAAUAAGGAUGUGUAAUUUCCUGGAUGCUUUUAGAAAUCCUGUCCUCCAUGGUCCAGUUACAAACAGGCAAGCAGAGUUUUUUCUGGCUAAUCAGGUAACAUAAUACAUUUUUUGUCACUUAGCCUUUGAUGGAAAAUGGAGAUCCAUUAGUUGAAUUUUGUAAAUUAUAUAUAAACUAGUAAAUUGGAAAUCUCAAAUUGAUGAAACAUUCAGGGGUGAUAAAUUCAAAUGAUUAAUAGAUUUCUUUGGUGCAGUUAGGCCAAUGGAACAUACAAUUUAUUCGUCACAAAAUUACCAAUUGAGUUUACAAUAUCUCAAAUAUGAAAAAAAAGGCAAGGUUAGCAAAGCUGUUAGUGAAGUGUUUGUUAAAAGAUGAAUUUUGAGAUGUUUAUGAAAUAUGUCUUUUCAGUUAGUAAGAGGGAAUCCAUAUUAGGGCUGCAUGGGUUUCAUGUGUAUUUGUUGUGGUUAAACCUCAUUUGGAUUUUUAAUUAUAAAAAUUUUUUGGGGGUUUAAAUUUUAUUGACUUUUAUUAGUGUUUAGGCUUUUUGCUUGUACAAUCAAUUGAAAGGCUCAGAGCAAGAACGAUCCCUUUAUUUUUCAGCCAUUUUUGAAAGUGUUCAGAACUACUUCUGAACACUUUCAAAAAUGGCCGAAAAAUCAAGGGAUCGUUCUUGCUCUGAGCCCUCCAAUUGAAAAUAAACUUUCAACCAGGGAUAAAAUUGAAUCACAACACUUACUACUGUACAAUACAUAAUAAUAAGUAAACUGCAAUAAAAGUUAUGUUUUUUUCAGAUUCUAGAUGUUUGUGGGGCAUUUGAGCAUAGGGAAAGGGAUUAUUACCCACCACAAGUCACAUUUAUUUUUUUCUUUUUCGAGGUGUCUCUGAUACAGACCACUGAACAAGAAGCCCUAUCACCCCCUGAAUUGCAGUUAAGGAUAGCAGAUAUUUUAACAGCUUCUCCUGACAUUGCUGAGACUGUAAGUCUUUCAUGUUCAUCUAUAAACCUUUUAAAGAAACAAUAGAGACAGAACUACAGCUCUGGAGUUGUAGUUAGAUCCUUUACUAGGUAAGCUACUUGUUGGUGAGCCAGUCCUCAUGAUGGGUUCAUAAUUUUGUUAGAUGUGUCUUGCAUACUCAUAUUUUUUUAUCAUGAGCAAGAUCCUUAGAACUGAUUAUAAAACAGUUGGUAAAAUCAAAUAAUUAUGUGUUUCUCCAUCAACAGCACUAUGCAACUUUUCUUAACUGUCUAAGAGCCAAGGAAUUUAAGGGAGCACUUGACAGUCUCUAUCAUUAUUUUGAUCAACAACAAUGGCACAAGGAGUCAGCCAUAAAAAUAGCCUCAAGUUCGGAAGGAACAGAGCCUGAGAGGUGCCACAGAUUCAGAUAUGCUGCCUUGAACCUGGCUGCACUUCACUGCCAAUUUGGUCACAGGUAUGUAGACUGGGGUAUCAUGUAACACAGAUUUGAUAUAUUGUAAGUGUCAGUCAUGUGGAAGACUUUCUGUGGUCAUGUUGCAUCUGGAAAUAAUUUAGCCAACCCUCCUCUGCUGUCAAUUCUUGUGAAAACUCUUUUCAGUCCUUUUUGAACCUACAAUAUAGUCUCCUACUGAGUGUACAGGAGAAGCAUUUGGUUAGAGGGAGGACUAAUUAUUGGGGCAAUGGACUCUGGAUUGAGAAAGAGAUAGUUCAAGACCUUGGGUGCAAUGCUGCUGUCAUUGUGCCUAUCCACCUUGGAGUAUUAACCCUUUUUCCCACAAAUAUCUAAAUAGUAAUUAUUUGUAGCCUCUCCAUAUAUUGCUUAUGAUUUUAGUUCUGAGAACUUGAUGUUUAAUCAAGGAGUAUCACCUUGUUGGUGUUUUUCUUUCUUCCCUUGACCUCUCUGCUUAAAAAAUUAUGGUUACCGUAAGAAGAAAUUGAUUGUUGGUCACUCCUGGGAGUGAGAGGAUCAAUAAGUUAACCUCCAGCAAAAUGCUUGGGGCAGCCUGAGAUAAAGUAGCAUCCCAUCCAGAGAAAGAGAAUGGAGAUACACCCAGACACUCAAUGCUACAGAAACUGGGAUACGCCUCAGUCUGUAGCUAUGUGAUCAUGAGUCAGGCUUGUUUUUAUACUUAUCAUGUAAGGCUAUUAAACAAAUUAAUGUAAUGAACAGAACCCUUGGAACAAACGUUCACAUUAGACUUUCUAUAUCUGUAAGGAUGGUUAAAUAUUGUAACUAUUUAGUGAGAUAAUUGGAAUUCCAAACUGUUUUUCAGGGAAGAAGCACUGGCAGCUUUGAAGGAAGCCAUUCAAAUUGCACAGGAAACCAAUGAUCAUGUUUGUUUGGAGCAUUGUUUGGCAAGUUACAUUUCACCAUUGUUUAGUUCUGUUCAGUAAUAUUAUUAAAGCCAAAAAUCAAGCAGUUUAUUUGCCAAAUGUCUACUGACUACAUAGUAAAAAUCAUGGUUCAAAGCUUGGGUUUGUAGGAACAUUCAAAUUUUCUAUAUAGAAAAGAAAGUUUUUCAUACAAUGUUGUAUACUAGACUUUUGACAGGAGUAUGAUUUUCAGUAUUAUAAUACUUUUUUUGUUUCAUGAAAUAUGAUGAUUUCUGGCUUCUUCAGGGAUGGCUCUAUCGGUUAGAAAUGGAUGGCAGUUCUCAAGCAAAGCUUUUGUUGGACAGAUUUGUUGCAAGGGCUGCUGAGCUCAAAAUUCCUGUAAGUAGAAUUAGGGUGUAUUUUGGAAUUAUUUUUCAUCCUUUGUCUUGAAGUGGUAUAUACCUCCCAGUUUAUAAAAUUAUAUUGAAGAAAUGCUAUGUGAAAUACAACUUACAGAAAGUCAUAGAAAAGGAGAACCAGUCUUUCUUAUGCAUUCAGAGACACAAAGUUACUUUUAAUUAGAUCUUUGAGAAACACCAGCAUUGAGACUUGUGUUUCAUCCUUUGUCUUGAAGUGGUAUAUACCUCCCAGUUUAUAAAAUUAUAUUGAAGAAAUGCUAUGUGAAAUACAACUUACAGAAAGUCAUAGAAAAGGAGAACCAGUCUCUCUUAUGCAUUCAGAGACACAAAGUUACUUUUAAUUAGAUCUUUGAGAAACACCAGCAUUGAGACUUGUGUUUCAUCCUUUGUCUUGAAGUGGUAUAUACCUCCCAGUUUAUAAAAUUAUAUUGAAGAAAUGCUAUGUGAAAUACAACUUACAGAAAGUCAUAGAAAAGGAGAACCAGUCUCUCUUAUGCAUUCAGAGACACAAAGUUACUUUUAAUUAGAUCUUUGAGAAACACCAGCAUUGAGACUUGUGUUAAAAAAAAAUGCAUUUUGAGAUUCCUAUACACUUAGGUAUAUUGUUGGUUGUGUUUGCUUUGUAUUUCUUAAAUGUAUACUUGACCUUAUUUGUGUUUUAUCACUUUUAUUGUUCAGUACUUGACUUCUCUUGGAAUGUUGAAUCACUGUCAGUAUGAUGCCAUGGCUGGAGUACCACCUCCUAAGUAAGAUAUGGCAUUAUGUAAUUUUAGGUGUUAGAAUUUGGGAUGUGCAUGACAAUGACUUUAAACUUGGCUUUAAGCUUCAAGAAUAAUUUUAUCUUUUUUUGUGGAUGUGGAGAUUUUUCUUGAGAUACUUUAAGCAUCUGUAAAUAAAAUAAGAAAGAUGGUAUGUUUUGAACUUGUAAAGAAACAGGGAAAGAUCAAAGCUUUGCAUUUAUCUCAAGGUCUGAGGUUUGAUUCCCACACUUGUGACAAGACAAAAUAUGUCUUUCUCUAUUAAAGCAUCUGGACUUUCAAAUUGCAAUCUGCACUAUUUUCUGAAAUUGCUUUAAAACCUGGAAAAUUUUUUACCUCAUUGAUAUUUUUGAUUUCAUGUACAAAAAAAUCAAGACAUACAAUAUCAAAGCUUUGUAUUUAAUAUGUACAUCACUUUUUUUUUCAUCAGAGUUCUACAAAACCUUACCCAAAUCAAUAUCAUCAACUCUCAGAAGGCAUUAGGUGACUUGAACUCUGCAGCACAUGUCCAACAGGCAGCUAUUUGGCAGAUCUAUGGUAAAAAGUAAGUUUUACUCAGUUAUAUUAAAAGUUUCUAUCUCACAGGAUAUGUACCCUGAGAGGUUUUGGCAUCCACUACUUGCAAGGAUCUACUUUUCAAAACUCAUUUAAUUAACUUCUUUUUAAAACUCUGUUGGCAGUACGGGAAAGUUACUUGAAAUUGCAAUAUUUACCUUGGGUUUAGAGAAGGGUUAGUUUGAGUUUUUUAUAGAAUAGAUUCUUUAACUGAGUGCCACCUGUUCAUGGACCACUUUUGGCUUUAGGAUAGUUUUAUUGCUCUGUCAUAUACAGCCCUCAUAGGGGGUGGGGAUUUGCAUCUGAUGUUUUUCAGUAAAAGCAGGUGUGGGGCACUAAAGGUCAUAUGAUACAUACCAAUAAGAGAAUGCCAAAAUGCACCAAUAGAAGCUAACUAUCAUGUUAUAUGUCAUAUAGCAAUGCCUAGGCAUUCAACCUCAUUACCUGAGAAAGUACCUUGACUCUACAGUUGAGAGUAACCCUUGACAACUAAACUUUAAUUGAUAAUCUUAACCUUCAUGAACAAACACGUCUUGUCAUUCUCUUUGUUGAUACUCUCAUUUUCUUUUUUCAGUUGUAUUGCAAGUAUCUUCACCCAGUUUGCACUUCAUCAAAAUGCUUCAGCCAGCAGUGACUUAAUGACAUCUGUUAGUAGAGGUGCAGCUGGUAUACAAAGUGCAGAGGCUACAUGUCUGUCACUGUGUAGUCUUGCAGAACAACAUGCUGACAGAGUAAGCUAUACUGAAGAGAUUUUUAUAAAAUUUCCCUUUUUAACUGUGUCAACAACUGCAAGCUAAGUGGAGGUUGGGUACCUGAGACAUCCAGAAGCUUCCACCAUUAGCAGCCAGCUCCUAGAUGGAGACUGCUCUUAUGGCUGGAAAGGGAAACAAGCACCCAUCACACUGAAUAAACAGUGGAAAGAGGGAGGGAUGGGGUGGGGGAAACUGCCUGGAAAAAGCUGCCAACCUGAACAAGGCUGAAAGUUCAUGCUCAAAGCACAUGCGAGGAAAAAAAGAGCCAAAGAUAAGGAAACAUUUAUAUUUGAUACCCAUUUACUACUACAGAGGAAACUUAUUCAUGUUGAGAUGGCCUUCCAAUAAUUUCUUCAGAUAAUUUUCAUGGGGGCUCUGUGACAUCUGGAAAAGGCUUUUGGACUAUUGACCUUUGGCUCUCUCCUAGUAUAGAGCAAGGUCCUCUAUACAACUAUGUGAAUGUUUAGUGCUUGAAAAAUAGCCAGCCAACAAACAGGCAAUUAUUUGCACAACAACCAAAAUGUCAUAGUAAGUCAUCCACUGACAGGUAAAAAGCAGCUAAAAUAUUCCAUAUGUGCUCUUCCAAUUACCUUUUUUUUUCAAACAAAAUGAAGAAAGUACUGAAAUUUUAGUUAACCUCAUAACCCAUCUGUUUGUUGUUGCAGGGAAUGUUUCAAGAGGCCUCAGAUAUCCUAUCAUUUUGCAGAACAAAGUUUCCUGAACAUUCUAGGUUAUCUCAGGUGAGCAGAAUCUCGUCAAAUUGCUGAUAGUAAAAUUAGCUCGUAUUGUUCAAUAAAGCACUCAAAGAUCAGAAUGGUUGUUAGUCUUUGAAACUUCACGCUUGAAGCCCAAAAUUUAAGAUUGAGAAUCUUUGGUCUUUUUUCCAUCAGUGAUAUCAUUUUAACAGCAAGACCAACAAGAAAUUGGAGUGCAAAACUUUUCAUUUCUACACCUUCCUCUUUUAUGUCUUUUCUCUGUAAUUGUGUGAACAGCUAUGGAUGACAACAGGAGCUAUCAUAGAUCACAAUAAAGCUUUACUUCAAGGUAACAUGGAGAGAGCAAAAGCAUGUGUUGAACAAUUAGCAGCGCUAGAUGAACCUGAGGCCGAGUAUAGGUAAAUAAGUUUUAGUUAAUUAUUGCACUUGCCACAGGGCUGUUUUUAGGGAGUAUAUCAUACACUGAGGGAAUACGGUUUUUUCCUCUCACUUAUCGCGCGUUAAAGUUCUCACUUUUGACUUCCAAAGAUCUGAAUACUUACUUUUGUUCUCCCUUCUCACUGCAACAUGAUUCCUCUGGCUGAAACUUUUGUCUGUUAUCUUCAAGUUUUUGAUGGAUCACGUACUGAUAAUUUAUGGUUAAGUUUCAUCCGUGUUUAAGUUAUAGUAAACCUGUGGAAGAGAAACUUCCUUUUAGCUACAUGAAUGAGUCCGUUUACGAGCGUAAGGGGCCUCUGGAAAUUAGACAUUUUAGGAGCUUUUACAUUUUGCUGAAAUCCCAACAAUCUGAAUUUUUUUUCUUGCUAAAACUGUUUUAAGCCUGCGGCCUCGGUAGAUCAUUGAACUGCUCGGCACUGACACGUCACGUUCGUGUGGGACAACUGAGAAUCACUUUCUGACAGCAUAGGAAAGUGAAUUGUCAUUUUUGGCAGGAGAGCAAGGGCACAAACUGUGCUUGAGGAGAAUCAUGAUUAUUGGAAUCAAAACACAGUGUGACGGACGGUACAACUUCUGAGUAUUGUAGGCAGUUAUUUACAGAUCACCUGAGAGCCCCUGGCCAGUAAAAAGAAGAAAAAUGAAUUAGGCCAUGAUAAAAGUUAUCUUUCUCUCUUUUAGGUCCGCUUUGAAUUUGCUUCACUUAGGAGACUACACCACAGCAUUUCCUAGGUUAGAGAAGCUACUUGAAAGCUCAAGGUAACAAUAUACAUGAAACUUACACAACCUGCUGUAAAGAGGAUAGUUGAAAGUGUUACAUCUCUAAGCGGGGACUUACUGGUAAUUUUCAGGGGUCAUGUCAUAGACAAGAAGAAUUUAUUUCACAAUCAAAAGAAGAAUUUUUUAUCCACAACCCAUAAAAGCAAUGUUGCCGUUAACUUGGUGAUCAUCUCCGUUUUCGGGCCAUCCUAAGGGAAGUUUAACCCAUAUCAUUCUUCAUUUGAUUUAAAGCAAUGAAACGUCAGCUUUAGAAACUUUUUGCGGUGGGCAUUUUAUAUUAACAACUCAGUAAAGUAAAUGGUUUGAACCCAGGAGUAUCAGUAGUUCGUAUAGUGUGAUCGUCCGGGUGAGUCACCAACAACAGAACUACACUCACCCGGACGAUCACACUAUACGAACUAUUAACAACUCAGUUGAUAAAACCAAAUUAUCUUGUUAUACCCCAACUAUGCAGCAACACAGUUUCUUUAGGAACUUACCCCCUUUAUUCUAAGUAUAAGUUUUUACAUUUAAAUGCGACUUCUUUGAUUUUUGAAAAUCCUUUUGACUCACAAAAUGAUGGUUUAUAUGUUUGGCUUAUUCCAGAGACAAGGUGUUCCUAAAUGAUGAGAAGAAAUCAGCUGCUGAAUACAAAGCAAGGUAUUGUGAGAUAUUCCUUUUCAAGAGCCAUGAUGACCUUGGUAGAAUUUAAAUGUAAACUCAAAGAAGCAGUCUAUGUAAAUUGUCAAUUGAGCCAGAAACAUUUUUUUAACUUUGCCCUUUAAUCAACCUCCGGCUCCCUCCUUCUCUGGUUCCGCCGGGUUUCCAACGGUUUCAUGCAAUUUUGGACGUUUCCGUGCAAUUUGGAACUAUUUGCUACACUUUUAGCUAGACAUUGAUCUUGAUCAUUAGUGUCUUAAUUUACGUAUUUGGAAUGCUUGACUUGUUAAUGAGCUGUUACUGAAAUAUCGUUUUUGAACCACUCCAAUGUCAUGCUCUCUUCAUGUACUCAAGACUGUUACAAACUUCUUAAUCAUACAUGAACAGUGUGCUUAUCACCAAACAACCGCACCUACCACAGUUUGACCAGUUCCCGGUAAUGAGCAUUCAUGUCUGUAUUGUUUUCAUUUACCCUCAGAAUUCUUUUAGCCCUAACGCAGCUCUUUUUGUUGCUGAGUGACCCAGUAUCUGCAUUGCCUCACGCUCUUGACUGCUUGACCACCUCAUGCUCACACUACAUGGACAACUCCGCUGCUUUAGCCUCACUUUACAUUGCACAAAUCCAGGUAUAUGACUUACAAUGGCGAGAAAACUAUUAAUUGUAUUACAAGGUAUUUUCUUGUUGUUAAACUUAGAUAUUGAUACAAGUUGAGUCUUGGUUUAAUUCGGAUUCAGUUUUCAGUGCGCCAAAGGAGCGUUCAAGAGAAAAGCUUUGUUCAAUUUUGGAUGCAUCCGUUCGGCAUACGCGUUUUUUUCGUUUGUAUUCGUGAAUGUAAUGCAUUGCAUUAGUUACUUAGACAACUAUUAAAGGUAUAUAUGUUUUGAGGUGGGUUAAAACCUCCUUUGGAACAAGUUCGCUUACGGUUGCACGUCCACAAACUCUUGAGUAGUAACAGAGCUCAAAGUGAAGAGACGAUCUUUAGCACGGGAAAACGCGAAUAAUUUAGUUUCAAUUUUGCAUUCUAUUGUUUGUGAGAACAGUACAAUCAUUUCUUGAUCAAUCACAAUCUAGUAGCGCAAACAAAUUCUUUAUAUACUCAAUAAAAAUUAGUUUUAUGGUAUUAUCGAACAUCAUAAACUGUCAUCAUUCACUCUAACUGUAGCAGUAACGUAAAACACCACACUGUCUCUUUCAGCUAUCUUUAGGUUUACCAGAAAAAGCUGUGGCUCUGAUCAAGAGAACCAUGGUUCAGAUCUUAUCACAUGGUGAGUUGAGAGCUCUUGAAAUGUAAAUUCCCACACGCAUGUCAAUGUGAGGAGGAGGCGUGGUGGCCUAGUGGUCAGUGCGCUGGACUCCGGGUCGAGAGAUCUGGGUUUGAGACCUGGCUGGGUCAAUGUGUUGUGUUCUAGAGCUAAGCAUGUUACUGUCACAGUGCCCCUCUCCACACAGGAGUAUAAAUGGGUACUAGCAAAUUGCCAGGGAAGCAAUUACUGGGGGUAACCUUGCAAAGGAUUUGCAUCCCAUCCAUGGAGGAGUAGUGAUACUCUUCGUCUCUCCAUGCAAAGGAAACCGGAAUAAGCUCCGGCUGGGUGGUGGGUGGGCCACUAAACUUAAAUACAGACUUAACUUACGUUUUACCAUGACAGUGUCAGGUACUUAAAAAUGAACAUUCAAAGAUUAAAGGUUUCUGUCAUUUUUGCAAGAGCUCAAAAAUAACUGAUUGUAGGCAUGCAGCGUAAAAAUGUCACCCGAAUUACAACCCAAGAAUUACUGGAUCACAAUCAUCUCCAACGAAGUUAUGUUUUCUUUGUAAAGUGAUUCAGUUUACAAAUUGCAGUCAUUCACAUGACAAAGCAAUGUUACGUCGGUCAUUCCUUAUCCCCAGGUUCUUUGUACGUGCAGUGCUGUGCUCGGUUUUUGUUGGUCAAGUGUCAGCUGACUGCCUCAUCGCAAAAUCAGGAUAAGAGCCGCCGUGAAACUGGUAACUAGAGCAACGAGAAUAGUAUUUUAUCGAAUAAUGCAUAAUGUCGCACUCGCAGUAGUAAUUUAUCCUGGGUAGUGUCGAUGAAGGAUGUUAACAAAGUCCUCUUUAAUAAGUUCCGGGUUUCGAACAAGGAAUUUGUUUAAAAAAAAUUGACGUAGGAGUUUUGGUUGAUCGAAGAGAAAUUUGCACCCGCGAAACCGGCUCCCGCGAAACCUUGCGAGUGAAAUUAUGGCGCGGGCAUUUUACUUUAAAAAUGGUGCGAAUUCCCCUUGUACUGGUGGCAGGAAAACAGCGCACAAAGAAGCUGGAAACCAAAAACAAUGGACUGUUUACGGUGAAUUUAAGGGACACGAGCAAAUUAGGAUGUCUGAAGGACGUUAAAUAUUGUAUUCCAUAUUUUUCUUGGUUUAUUCUCUACAUUUUUUUCAUUUCUCACACCAAUUGUAUUUGGGUGUCGUAAUGUAUUCGUAUUUAGCUUUCAUCCUGGUGGGCUUUUACAGCUUUUAAAAAGCAGAAGGAGGAGAAUGGGGGGGUGGGGGGGGGGGUGGGGCUGGUGUAGCUUCUUCCAUGGGUGCUUUUUAAUUACCUCUGUUGCAACAGUAAAGCCAAUAGACAGCUGUCGCUAUUGUAAGAGUGCUGUCGUGUCCUCGUUUACUCGAUAACGUCCGUGAUACCUUAAAAAUGUUGCUAGUGUCUUGAAACGCAUUGCAACUCAAGUCAGAAAGAAAAGUUACUUAGUUGUUUCUUUAUUCAUUAGACUUGCGUUCUGCUUUGCCGACGCUGGAAAGGAUCGUGAAAGGAUUUAGGAAGUUAGGGGCUGCCGACAAAACCAGAGAUGUCUUAUACUUUCAGGUGACAAUUAAGCCAAGAGUCGCGUCUGAUGAUUUAGGGUCAUAAAUUAAAGCCAUAAAAAGUUUUGGAUAAUACGGAACCAAUGAGAACAAAGAAAACACGUGACCGACCUCGCGCUUAGAGGAACAUGAGCAACCACCAUGCGAUGGUGUUUAGCUUUGCAUCUGAUUGGUUGAGAGAGCGGCUCGAGCUUGAAGACCAACGACAGGGCCAUGUAAAGGCAAAACCAAAGCCAUUCCAGGUUACUUACGGAAUUUGAUUUAAAAUGUGUGUACUAGUCGGCGCGGUGUUUUAGGGAAGUUUGCUAUGGCGAAGAUGGGUGUCUCUUUCCUACUUCCGCAUGAAAACCACGUCAAAAGGUUUUUACACUUAACUCGGCGUCUUCUAUUCUAGCUAUCUUCUAAAGAAGGCCCCAGAGCCUCAGAUUGUUUGUAACUUACUCAUUGACAGGAGACAAAGAACAGGGAGCUCUUUCUGGGGACUAGUCCCUGCUCAACUUUUUCUUGGCAUUUACUACUUAAAAUGACCGUUUUUCACUUUUCUUAGGCGAGGAUAUACGAUGAGCUGGGUUUCACCAUCGAGAGAAAUGCCUCUGCAGCUGAGUGCUGUGAAAUCAUCCAAAGACAACCAGCAUACAGCGCCCGGUCUUCACUGUUUGUUUUAUAAGUAGAUAUUGUUUUAGCGGUUGAGAAAGCAUAGCAAUGAAUUGCAAGCUUGGUGUUGUUAAGGAAUUGUCUGCUGGACAAAUAAACAAGGAAACAGUGUUUUCAUUAAAGAGGGAAAUUUAGUUUAAUAUUAUCCCUGGAAUAAUAG
Molecule: messenger RNA, 14301 nt
Organism: Pocillopora meandrina
Lineage: Eukaryota; Metazoa; Cnidaria; Anthozoa; Scleractinia; Pocilloporidae
Source: the annotation of a GenBank genome assembly